Messenger RNA from Trichomycterus rosablanca, 4542 nucleotides. RefSeq names its product partner and localizer of BRCA2 (gene palb2). Bases 50 to 3697 code for a protein of 1215 amino acids. The transcript is spliced from 13 exons. Gene Ontology annotation, biological process: double-strand break repair via homologous recombination. Gene Ontology annotation, cellular component: nucleoplasm. Lineage: Eukaryota; Metazoa; Chordata; Actinopteri; Siluriformes; Trichomycteridae. The record is from RefSeq and is a predicted model, not a curated record. Gene Ontology annotation, molecular function: protein binding; DNA binding.
UACACCGUGUCGUGAAUUUCUGGUAAAGAAAAGUUGCUGUGAGGUAAGAAUGUCAGAGGAAAUUCUCACUGGUGAAGACAAGGAGAAGCUGAAGAAGCGACUGGAACUGCUGCAGAAGGAGUACGAGAGAACGGCACAGAGACUACAAAGAGCAGAAAGGAGAGAGGCAGUGCGCAAACAUGUGCAGAAAACGAUCUCUGAUCAAAAUCGCCUGUUGCAAAUCAACACCCCGGCCGUUCUGGAGCAAAGCUCUUCCUCUUCCUCGGUAUCAUCGGACCUGCUGUCUAACCAGAAUUUGCCUUCCGAGACCACUAAGGUCCGUUUCGAUCUCCCCGAGGGCUCGGACGCUUCAUCCCUUUCCUCCCUGAAGUGCAGACGGAGCCCGAGCCUUCGCCUGCGAUCCAAACGCAGCCGCCUGCGCCUGCAGAUCAGGGAGAGGGAGUCCGAUACCGACGAAAGCCAGGAAAAGGUGAGAGGGGGGGCGGAGGGGACGGACGAGACGAAGAGAAGAGAGGGAGCGGAUAAAGAAAACCACCAGGACGCGGAAAUUGUUGGAGAUCUGGACAGAGGACACAAAGAAGAAAGGAAACAGGAAGCUGAGACGAAUGAAGAUGAGAAGAAGGAUGAAGAUAAUUGGAACCCUGAUCAUCUGAGUGCAGAACGGUCCUCACCAGAACACUCAGCUGUGGAGAUGCAACCAAGCAGCCAGUUAGAAGCAACUGCUGAUCAGAAUUCCCACUCGGCAGAUAUUCCUAAACAGUCCGAUGAGGUGCAGAUCUCCACCCACUCGGAAAACCAAAACGGUGCAGCUUCGGCAAAUUCGGACGUUUUGAGCUCCUGCACGUUAAUCGAGGGCCUGCCCUUCCCCGUCGAGUACUACGUGCGUACGACCCGGCGCAUGGCCUCGGCUCACUCCUCCGUGGACAUAAACGCCGUCAUCCAGAGCCAGCUCUCCAGAGGGCGGGGCAGGCGAAGGUCCCCUAAAAUACAGACGCCCGGCCCGCGACCGGACGGCGCGCCUCUCGAAAAGCCCGGAUGCAGAAGACGGGGGGCGAGAGGGCGUCGAGGGCGUCGAGGGCGCGGGCGAACCCGAGACUCCGAGUCUGACUCCUCCGCUCACUCCGAGGCAGUCCCGUCAUCGGACCCUGGGCCGGAUUUCAAGCGUCUUUCCGAUUCUCAGCUCUACCUGGACUGUCAGCUCCUGCCUGAUUCCGAGGUGUAUCCCAUUUUUAGGAAGAGGCGCGGCCAGGCGGGUACGUCUCAGUCUGGAGUGCAGGCAAACGAUGUUCCACGUCUUCUGCCUCCGUUGAGUUCCCUGGACCACCGGAACCUCGGCCACGUGCUGACGGUUUUCGACGUGCAAGACUUUCACCUGCCGGACGAUGAGUUCGGCCGCCUGAAGUUAGAGAGGCUGUGCGCGCCCGGUUCGAACCCGGAACCCUUGGUGCACGGCACGGGUAAUAACUUUAGGAGGAACGGGAAUACCGGCGGUCACGAAGCACGGCGGGCGGAAAGCGAACGGUUCGUUCAGGAGCCGCUUCCCUGCAGCGCGACUUUAGAAAACAGCCUUCCUUUAAGUCAGCUGACUUCCACCGUCCAAUCACAGGCUGAGAGCGGACAGGCAGAAAGACGUCCUGCGCACACGGGGGAUGAUGCGCAGACGUUCCUUCAGCCUGAUACGAAAACAUCCCAAAGCUGUUUGAUGCUAAAUCUUAGCAUGUCUUUGACGUCGCACACCCAGCAGGUCGAUCCUGGCGCCUCCUUUAUCUCUUUGGGCGCGAGCCCGGACCGUUUCGUCCCGUCCUCUCCUUCUGACCCGGGAGUUUGUCGCUCCUCGAAGCAAACCCAUGCUGAAAACAGCAGAAUACAUCAAACCGAAGAGCUAGCUAAACCUGGAAAUGACGAGUUUGAGGUCAAACAGGCUGGUGGAAGCAUGGCCGAGACCCACGGUCAUCAUAAUCUCUAUGAUAAAAGAGAGCAUGGCAGCAUGUCCAGGGUCAAAAAUGUUCCUGAAGUGGAAAUCCAGGCUCGUAAUCAACCGAACGAUGUUCACAGACCGAUCGAUAGCUCUCCUGGUUUGGAAGAAGACGCUCAACUCGGGUCUGAAGUGGACAAGGAAGCCACCGAAGAAGAUCCCAGUCUAGCAAAGCAGGGUCACAUGAGCCCAGAUGUGGAAGUACGGGCACUUCCAGACGUUUCUCAGGAGAUGAAUAUUAACAGCGACAUUUUAUUCUUUCCUGAAGAUAAAAAAGCAAACGGCAGCGAGUCUGAACAAGCAAACGGCGUCUCGACGAGCCCUCGAUCUGAGAAUCAAGAUCGUGGCGUCUCUGAACUCGUUGACGUAGAGCAAGACCAUCAGUCAAGUUUUCCUGAAACUAGGGGGAAUGCCAGGCUGCCCGACGAUGUCUUGACUUGCGCAGUAACAGAAACUAGCGAAAUUGGUCAUGAAAUCGACUCUGGAGCCAAUAAGAGACAUAAGCUUGACAUCGGAUCCCAAACCAGGACUGAAGAUCAGGCCGACCUGGACAACACGUGUGGAGAUGAAGAUAUUCACAAGAGCAGCGGUUCAAACAACGAGACCUUGACACUUUUUGAAGACCCGGUCCAACCAAGAGCUGAUGAAGAAGCUGGUUUAACUUUUAGUGCGGACGGAACCAGAACGGACGCCACAGAAUCCCAAAUCCGUCAAUUCCGUUCUCGUAGCGCCCUCCGGAAAACCCAUACGCUUAAAGCUCUGGAUGGAGCUUGUGUGUUGGAUGUGUGCGUGGUGCGAUGGUCAGCUGAGGACUGGUGUGUGUGUGUGGCCGGUGAGUGGAGUGUGUGCGUCUGGGCCCAGAAAGCAGGCGUGCAGCAGUGGGAUCUUCUACACACUUGGACCUUUACGCAGUCGGUCAUCUCUCUUCAGGAGGUGCCGGAUGGUUUCGGGUUGCUCUGCGUGUCUUUGGGAAGGCUGGAGAUCGUGGAGGCAAGGAUUCUCUGCUGCCCCGGAGUGGACGGCCCGUUCUCUCAGGCUGACCUGUGUAAAGAUGCUCUGCAGGCUGUGCUCGCUGUGUCUGGCUGUAGGGUGACGUGCUGCUCUUCUCCCAGACCUCAGCAGAUAGUCCAGGUGUACACACUCGCUCGGGAUGGCAGGGUAUCUUAUACACGUCCCCUGGCCUCCUGUAAUCACAGCGUUCAGACCCUGGCGGUCGUGGAGGGAGAGAAAGACGCUCUGAUCGGCUGGACCGAACGUAAAAACCUCCUCAUUUGGAACAUGAAAUCGGGGCAGCUGCUGCAGACUAUCCGACUCUCGGAGACUGCGCCCACGGCGACGUGCCUGAGAGGAUACUCCUACAGGGGUGUUCUGUGCGUCCUGCUUCAGCGAGCGGGCGCUUGUGCCGAAGACGAGGGUUCCGCUCUGUUCACCCUGAUCGCCACAAAUCCACUUACAGGAAAACAUUCCACCCUGACCUCCAUCACUAACCCGACCACUCACGCUGAGAGGUUGAUGGAUGGCGAUACGUGUGAAUCGGCUCUGGCCGGAGUUUUCCAGUCCGGAUAUCUCGCCGUCUGGGAUCUCCGAGGAGGCGCCUCGUGUGUGUAUGCAGAUAAACUGGCAGAAGUGUGUCGCCUGGCACGGUGGGCGGGGCCAAACGUUCUACUCACUGGAUAUCUAAACGGCGACGUUAGUCUCUACCAGUAUAAACCAGUAUACUGAUGCACUAGUGAAAUUAGUGGAUGCGUUAAGUAUGUGGACACUGAAUGUGAGCUCAUUCCAAAACGCUGAGCAUUUAUUAACUGUGUUCUAAAAAGCCUUUUGUUUUCUGGCAUUGUUUUCCAGAAGAUUUUUGGAGGUAGGGGGCAUGUGUAAAAACAAUGUGCCUGUUCCAGUUUACCCCAAAGGUGUUUACUGGGGUUGAGGUCGGUGCUCUGUGCAGGCCACUGGACUCCAGUUCCUCCACACCACACUCAAACCAAGUCUAUGGAACUCGCUCUGCACACAGAAGCAGGAACAGGAAAGCGAACGUAUACAGCUGUUAAAAAGAGGUGUGGUAGGCGCCCAGGUGGCGCGGUGGCAUAUUCCGCUAGCACACCAGCGCCGAGAUUCUGAACUCCUCGGUGGCUGGGCGCCAUCUAGUGGGCAUAAUUGGCCGUGCCUGCAGCAGACUGCUAGGGUACUGGACUAUGUGGGUGAGGUGGACCAUAAUUAGGAGAUAGAGGCGCCUGUGCAGAGUGCAUGGGUAAAAAAGACGGGGUCCGCUAGGGACUGCACACGGGUCGGAGGAGGCGUGAGCAGGAAAUAUACCUUAUUCAAAUGCAAUCAGGUAUUCACAGCAGCGGAAGACAAAUUGACAACGCUAAAUCGGGAGAAAAAUGGGACAAAAUGCAUAAAUAAAUAGAGAAAAAUAGGUGUGGUUGGGGUGUCCACAUACUUUUGGCUACAUAGUGUGAUACUUAAAAAAAAAAAUCCAACUUGAAUGUACCGUUCUGCUUCGUCUUUGUGUCUGUUCUGUAUCAGUGUAAUAAAAGUUUUAAAUUUGUUAAAUAAACGUCCUUUUAAAA